AUGAUGAGGCUUAUAUAUGAUUGUGAAUUUUGUUGGAUCUCAAAUGGUUGUUUAAAGGCGUUGAAAUACGAUCAAUCUGAAAAAGAAGAUCGUCUCGAGAAGGCUGAAUGGAGUAAAGAAGAGGGUAAUAAGCACUUCAGGUUUAAGAAAUACCGAUGGGCUAUUGAUUGUUAUACGAACGGGAUCAAAGAAAUGUCGAGUGAUCGCAAUAUAAAUUCAAUUCUAUUUGGUAAUCGAGCUGCGGCAAAUGUCCAUCUUGGUAAUUUGCGUUCAGCCGCACGUGACUGCGUAUUCGCUCGACGUUUUGACCCUACUAACUUGAAGGUUUCGGUUUUGUGCAAUCAAAAACACGCAUUACGGAAUUCAUUUACCGAUAAAUUUUGA
This is a messenger RNA of Anisakis simplex (herring worm), 384 nucleotides long. The record is from the annotation of a GenBank genome assembly. NCBI's taxonomy places the organism in Eukaryota, Metazoa, Nematoda, Chromadorea, Rhabditida, Anisakidae.